UAUAAGCGAAAAUAAAUAUUAAUAGUUAUCCACACCACACACCAAUUUGAUUGCGCUUUAGUUGAGUUGGGUGUAUGGGAGCCUUUCAUUGGUUUGAUGGUCCAAAACCCUCCCAUAUAUGCCUCCAUCUCCAUUUCAUUUGAAUGGGCAAUGAACGAUUUCUCCUCCGGAUUCCAUCCCCCCGCCGUCCCAGGCCAUGAAACCAAACUAUCCGCAGAAGAAAAACAACCAGCCGCUCGUUGUGAGUGGGAUUUUUCACUCGCCACCGUUGUCUCCUCCACCGCCAACGCCACCGUCUCUGACACCCUUGGAGUCAUCGAAUUCGACCCUUCUAAUACCAUCUUAGCAACCGGAGGGAUUGCAAGGAAGAUUAGGAUUUACACUUUGAAUUCUUUGUUGCGGCCUCAAGAAGAGACUGUCCAUUCUCAAGGUAAGCACCAAAGUAUUGCGUUUCUAGACCAUACUAAUGCGUGUGAUAAUUGCAUCUUUACCCCAGCUAAGCUUAGUAGCCUUAGGUGGAAACCCGGGACCGGAGGCCGCAUCUUGGGUUCCGGAGACUACGACGGUGUGGUCAUGGAGUAUGAUAUAGAGACGAAGUUGCCAAUCUUCGAACGUGACGAGCAUGGUGGGAGGCGGGUUUGGAGCGUCGACUAUUCUCAUUCGGAUCCGUUCCUCGGGGCAUCUGGCUCGGACGAUGGCACCAUGCAAAUGUGGGACCCACGCUGCGGCGAAGGAGGGGGAAGUGUGGCUAAGGUGCAGCCCACGAAGUCACGCAGCUCGGUUUGUUGCGUGGAGUUCAACCCCUUCGGAGAUGCAUUGAUAGCCACCGGAUGCGCCGACAAGAAGGCCUACGUCUAUGAUGUACGGAAAAUGGUGGAGCCCGUACACAUUUUCGAUGGACAUACGAAAACCAUAACAUACGUUAGAUUUCUGAAUGCCCAAACACUGGUUUCCGCUGGAACCGACGGGUGUUUAAAACUAUGGAAUAUCGUUGAUUCUCGUUUACUUAGAACAUACAAAGGGCACGUAAACAGUCGGAGCUUUGUGGGGUUGUCAGUUUGGAGGCAUGGAGGGUUGCUUGGAUGCGGAUCAGAAAAUAACCAGGUGUUCGUUUAUGAUACCAGGUGGGGUGAGCCCAUUUGGGUGCAUGGCUUCGAGCCUGUGGGUAGAGAUAGCUCCGACCAUCAGCAUGCUUUCGUCAGCAGUGUGUGCUGGAGGCAAGUCAAUGAAGACCAGUGCACACUUGUUGCAGGUGGUUCCAAUGGGGUUUUACACGUUUUCGUGGGCAAGAGGAAAUCUGAUUCAGAGUAGCCCAUGUUUGGAAACAUGACCUUCCUUUUCCUCUCAUUUUAGGGAUCUUAUAUUACUCCAACUAAAAUUUUCAUGUCCAUCAAGAAUGUAAUAUUCAAAGUUGAAUCUGCAUUCUCCAUAUUUUACUGUUGUAGCUUAUACUUUUCGGUUGAAUUAUAAGAUUUGACACUAUUAUUUAAUUAAUUAAGAAAAAAAAGGGAUGGAGGCCCAUCAAAGGAAGGCAGGAAGAUGAGAUUAUAUGUACUAGGCUUUGUUUUUGUUUUGAUAUGAUUUGUUUGAGAUCUGCAACCAGCUGGUCAAUAUGAAAGCACACCUACUUGGAGUUGACA
This is a messenger RNA of Gossypium arboreum, 1640 nucleotides long. RefSeq names its product WD repeat-containing protein RUP2-like. Bases 97 to 1311 code for a protein of 404 amino acids. Lineage: Eukaryota; Viridiplantae; Streptophyta; Magnoliopsida; Malvales; Malvaceae. Gene Ontology annotation, molecular function: protein binding. The record is from RefSeq and is a predicted model, not a curated record. Gene Ontology annotation, biological process: response to UV-B. The transcript has a single exon.